ACAAUGUUACACAAAAGGAAAAGUUUUUUGUUAAAGCAUUAAUGAACCAGAUAAAAAAGUUGUAAUAAAAACGUUUUUGUUGUAUUAUCUAUAAAUAAUAAUUUAAUUUAAGCAUUUUUGGAAAAGAUUGAGCUGUGUUUAUGAAUUUUUAUAAAUACUGGCAUACAUGCAGCUACAUAUGUAGAUCAAAGGUUUCACCUUUCAGUAGUACAAACAUAUUUUUCAAGAUAUUCAAAUUUUAAUUAUACAGAUCACAUUCCAAUAUUUUGGGAUGUUGUUAAUGAGCUUGUUUCCGUAAACUUUUCUUAAUUUCAUAAUGAAUGCGCGUUAAUAUUGGGUACAAUUAUGUUAUCUGGAAUCAGGAAUUGAAAAUUACAGGAGCGUACUUAGCAGAAUAGAAUUUUUAAAGCUUUUUUCAGAACAAUAGUAAUAAAAAACAAUUCAAAUAAACAAUCGUUAAUUAUUACUGUCAAACUCCUUUGUGUGCUAUUAUUUGUUUAUUUUGAUCAUACUGUAAUUAUUGCAGAAUUAUAAUACAAAAUUAUUAAUAUUUACGUAUUAUGUAAAAUGUAUAUAUUUGUGUGUAAAAUUAAUAUUCUAAUGUAUCUAAAACGUGUUGUUUAUCACAAACACACAUUCAUGUCCGUAAAUAGGUCUUUUUUUCAAUAAAAUUGUCCCUUUUUUCGUAUUUUUUUACGUGUUUCUUACUGUUAAUUCACAUAGAUAAUUUUUACCUUUGCAAAGAUUUAUGUAGUUUUCAGAGAAUUACAAUUUUUAAAAAAAUGUAAAAUUACAUUUUCAUUAAUCGUAACUUCUUGUUUUAAUGCAUUUUUCUAUAAUAAGACAAUCUUUGGAAUUAUUUGUAUUCUUAGUAAAAGUUAUUAUUUGCCGUGAGGGUAUCGUAUUUACUCCCACGAGGGUAGAAAUACCCAUAAACAUUAAUUGCUGGAAAUCCAAAAAUUCCCAUUUCGUCUUGAUAAUCAAAUACCUACCGAAAGAGAGGUGGUAAUACUUCCGAAAAGUAUAAAUAACCGGAAGGGUGGUUUUGACGUCAUUCGUGAACCGUUUUUGUGUUAGUGUGUUUUUCUCUUAAUUGCAUUAUUAUUUCAUAUAUUAUACUUAUUUCUACCAUGAUUUUUAGAGUAUGUAUAUUUUUAUACUUAUUCCCUUUUCUCGUUCUAACUUCUGUAAUUGAUUAUAAAUCAAAUUGCACUUGUGUUCCUUAUUAUCAAUGCUCUGAAGAGACAGGUGGUGUGAUAACGAAUGGUGCUGGAUUGUUUGAUACCAGAUUGUUUCGAAACGCUCACUGUACUGGUUACUUUGACGUUUGCUGUAAUACAACUCUUACAAUUGAUAAUGAUCCUCCUGAAAAAGAAGAAAAGCCAAGAGGAUGCGGCUAUCAUGUACCGGGUGUUUUUCCAUGGUCUGUUAUUUUACGUAUACAAAAGGACAGUACAAAGCCAUUUCAACACAAAUGCGGGGCUUCUUUAAUUCACUCACAAGUUGCUAUAACUGCAGCGCAUUGUACAGAUGAUGUUACUGCAAGAUACGAAGUUAAAAUUGGUAAACAAGCUACAGUGGUUACCAAGAUAAUACGCCAUCCAAAAUUCAACAUAAAUACUCUGCAAAACGACGUAGCUCUCUUAGUACUAAAAAAUCCACUCAAAAUUUCGGAAGAAGUUUCUUUGAUAUGUAUCCCACCUCCGCGGUUUUCAAUAGAGCAUAAUCAGUGCAUUACAAGUUCGUGGAAUAACACGGAUGACAGCAAGGUUGAUCCGGUGCCAAGAUUAAUAAAAUUGCCCGUUAUUUCGAAAAAGAAUUGUGAAAAUACACUGAGGGCUACUAGGCUGGGUACGUUUUUCCAACUACACAAAACUUUUGUUUGUGCUGGAGGCGAAGCUGAAAAAGAUACUUGCAAUGGCGAUGGAGGGAAUCCUCUGAUUUGUCCUAUUUCCGGUGAAAGAGGACGGUACCAUCAAGUUGGAAUUGUCUCCUGGGGCAUUGGAUGCGGAGAAUUCAAUAUGCCUGGUGUUUAUGUAAGAUUAAGCAUUUUUAGGGAUUGGAUCGACAAAGUUAUGUUGAAAAAUGGUUUUGAUAUCAAUGGAUAUAGAUAUUAAUUUACAUAAAACGUACCUCUGUAUAACUGUUAUAUGUUAUAAGUGCCUACCUAAUAAACCGAUGCAAUGUGCCAGUGGGUUUUUAUAAAAGUGUUUGUGUCUAAACCAAUGUACCUAGUAUUACGUGUUCACAGCUCUUAGUAUUAAUUUAUAAUAAUUAAAAUUAUUGUAUU
This is a messenger RNA of Agrilus planipennis (emerald ash borer), 2290 nucleotides long. RefSeq names its product phenoloxidase-activating factor 2-like. The coding region runs from base 1131 to 2117 and encodes 328 amino acids. Gene Ontology annotation, biological process: proteolysis. The transcript has 4 exons. Gene Ontology annotation, molecular function: serine-type endopeptidase activity. NCBI's taxonomy places the organism in Eukaryota, Metazoa, Arthropoda, Insecta, Coleoptera, Buprestidae. The record is from RefSeq and is a predicted model, not a curated record.